UUUUGGGGUUUUAGCUUCUAUCUUGUCACAAAAGCGCUUGCAAGACCAGAAUUUGAAGUCAGAAGUAACCUUCCGUGGACGAAGUGUGCGGAGGACUUCACAUGAAAUAAGAUGAGUGCAUUCAAUCUGUUACGGAGUGCACCACGUGUUCUAGCUAAGCAGCCCAUCUGGGUGGCUCCUUCUAGGAAAAUUGCCCUCACAUCUAUUGCCCGGGAUGCCACUGGUUCUAAAUCUGUCCUCCCAGGCCAUGAAUACUACCCAGGAAAAGAGGAAUAUAGCAUUGUUAUAGGUAACAGAGAAAUCGUAGGAUAUGGAGAAGUCCCAUACUAUACAGAUUCAUUUAUGCAGCCAUGCCCUGCUAUCCGAUUCAAGGAAGUUGAUGAGGCACUCGGAAAACUCAGAGAAAAGGAAAAGGGGGACUGGAAAUUAUUAACACUGGAGGAAAAGAAAACCUUAUACAGAGCUAGUUUUAACUCCACUUUGGAGGAAGUCAAAGCUCCCUCAGGAGACUGGAAGAGAUGCCUGGGAGACAAUGCUGUCUUGAUGGGUCUGGUCUUGAUUGUCAUGAGUGUAGUCGGAGCAGCAAAUAAGGAGAGCGAGCCCGUCACGGUAACUAAUGAGUGGGUGGAUGCUCAGACCGAGUACCUCAUUAAGAGAAGAGUCCAACCCGUCGACGGAAUUUCGUCUUGGUACGAUUACGAGAACAACAAAUUCAAGCCCACCUGGUCCAUCUUCACCACAGAGGAAAAAUCUAAAUCUACCAAACUCCUGACUGACCUGGAGAAAUAAGAGUGAUCUUGAAAACAAUUAAGACAGAAGGAUGUGAAAUUGUAAUACUAGAAGAGACAGGAUUUAAUUUAACCUUAUAAACAUUGAAAAGAUUGUUUGUCAAUAAACUGAUUAAAAAUUGA
Molecule: messenger RNA, 911 nt
Organism: Saccostrea cuccullata (small rock oyster)
Lineage: Eukaryota; Metazoa; Mollusca; Bivalvia; Ostreida; Ostreidae
Product: cytochrome c oxidase subunit 4 isoform 1, mitochondrial-like
Exons: 5
Coding region: 112-789 (225 amino acids)
Biological process (GO): mitochondrial electron transport, cytochrome c to oxygen
Source: RefSeq, a predicted model, not a curated record